This is a messenger RNA of Penaeus indicus, 2169 nucleotides long. RefSeq lists its product as uncharacterized. NCBI's taxonomy places the organism in Eukaryota, Metazoa, Arthropoda, Malacostraca, Decapoda, Penaeidae. The transcript has 4 exons. The coding region runs from base 1 to 2169 and encodes 722 amino acids. Gene Ontology annotation, cellular component: extracellular matrix. The record is from RefSeq and is a predicted model, not a curated record.
AUGUGGCUGCACAAGGCUGUAGCGGUGGUGGUGGUGGCGGUGGUGGUCGCCGCGGGGAACAGCGAGGACGACAGGGCCCCCAGAGAAGCUGUCUACGAUGAUCCACUUGACUUUGAGGCCUACGAGAUCCCUCUCCUGAAGAAGAAGCACGUGAGCUACGACUUCGCGUACAGUGUGCGUGACGACGAUACGGGCGCGGCCUACAGCCACCUGGAGGAGCGCGAGGGCAAGGUCACCACGGGCGAGUACCGCGUGUCCCUGCCCGACGGACGCAUCCAGAUCGUGUCGUAUGUGGCUGACGAAAACGGAUAUCGCGCUAAGGUUUCGUAUGAGCCCUCCAGCGCCGCCCACCCGGCCCCGAAACAGCACCCGCCCAAAUACGCGCCCGCACCCGUCCACGGGAGGAGGCCGAGGCCACCCCUAGGCUAUGGCCGACGUCGCCGACCGAGGCCCCACCACUCCAAGGUUCUCCACCACGAAGAGCCUGUUCACCACCCCACUCCCCAUCCGUAUCUGCCGGAGCCUCACCACCCUCCCCACCACCCGCCACCCCCUCCUCCCCACCACCCGCCACCCCCUCCUCCCUACCAACCCCCUCAUAUCACAACCUACAAGCCCCUGUACCCGACGCCUCCGGUCCACGCCACGCCCGCGCCGAUCUACUACCCCCGCAAGACCCCUACAACCUCUGAGCCGGCGCCCCCUCCUCCUCCUCCUCCUCCCCCUCCGCCCGCAAUCGCCACCCCUAAGCCCCCUCUCCCGCCCCCUCCUCCUGCGCCUGUCCCCGCUAUCACGACCCUUCCUCCCCUGACGACGGUGACCCCGUCUCCCGCCCCCGUGAUCAGGACGUCUUCCUCGCCCCUCAGACUGCCAGAAGUGACCAGCUACAAGCCCAAAGAGGACGUGACGACGCCCGCUCCCAGGGUUAUCACGACCAUACCCACGACUUACCGGCCGAGGACCGUCACGCCGCACUCGCUCUUCGUCCCGGCGCAUCUCAUCUCCCCAACGCCUUCUCCGCUGGGAUACACGCCCUCGCCCUCGCCAUUGCCAUACACGCCCUCGCCCUCGCCGUUACCGUACACGCCCUCGCCCUACCCUCCGCCCUACUCCGCGUCGCCCUACGCACCCCCGGCGGGACCCUACACACCUGCCCCUCCCCCGUACCCAAUAAAGACUCCCCUCCACUACUCUGGAGGACCCACGCUUCCCCCGCCCUACGGUGGCCCAUCCCCGCACUACUACAGCCCUUAUUCGUCGCCCUUCUUUGGCCCCCAGUACGGCCCGCGGUUCCCCGGCCCUUCCUACCCGCCUAGGAUCCGCACGUACACCACAUCGCACCCGGGCGGGACCCUAAGUCACGACGAACUAGUCUCUUCGGGGGAGGACAUGAGCCUCACUUCGACUGAAAUCCACAUGUCCCUGGUGAGCCAGAGCCCUGACUUGUCCUCGGAAAUGUCCUCCUCGGAGGAAGAGGAAGAUUCACUACUUACCCUUCAGCAGCAGCUCACUGCAACAAGCCUGGAGACUUCUGACCUUGUACAAAGUCGAGAACUUGUAGAUACUCCCGAAAAAGUUUCUAAGCAUUCUCUCAACAAAGGGAAAGACUCUUCUCAUAACAAAGAGAAAAACCUUGCUCACAGUCGAGUGACGGAACAUUCACAAAGCCAAGAGACAGACCUGACCAAAAGCAAAGAACUAGAAACUUUACACAGUUUGGAGACAGACAGAUCACGUAAUCAAGAGACAAGUAGCGAAGAGACUGGCAUUCCAUAUAGUCAAGAAGGAAGCUCAUCGCCAGGCAGAAAAGCAGCCCUGGUACAAAGUGGAGAAUCGAUCGGAUCAGACUUCCAGGAAGUAGAUAUACCAUCCAGCAAAGAGACUCGCCUUCCAAACAGCCAGGAGACAAACUUAUCCCUCAGCCAAGAGCAAUAUGUUUCACACAUCAAGAACUCUGAUUUGUCCCAAGAGAAAGGUAAAGUGUCGUCUCACAGCCAAACAACAGAAGAGGCCUUUAGUCAGGAGAAAGACUCGUCAGUUGGACGAGUCACAGCCUCAUCGUUCAUCCCUCGAGUCACCACGAACCUCCUUCUUAUAUCUAAGACUCAGACUCCUUCAUCUCCACCUCCAAACGAUCACUUGCGUGGGUUCUUCCUGCCUGUGAGAUAG